Peromyscus eremicus (cactus mouse) is the source of this 1802-nucleotide messenger RNA. Its product is annotated as interferon-gamma-inducible GTPase 10-like. The transcript has 2 exons. Gene Ontology annotation, biological process: cellular response to interferon-beta; defense response. NCBI's taxonomy places the organism in Eukaryota, Metazoa, Chordata, Mammalia, Rodentia, Cricetidae. Gene Ontology annotation, cellular component: endoplasmic reticulum membrane. Gene Ontology annotation, molecular function: GTP binding; GTPase activity. The coding region runs from base 236 to 1480 and encodes 414 amino acids. The record is from RefSeq and is a predicted model, not a curated record.
CAUUUUCUUCUCUCUGGACACCUGGGCUCAUUGCUCCAGACCCCACGGAGGCUCUCUCCAGCCACUGAUCUCCUUGCUGUUUUCCUGAGGGAGGGCAGAUCCCUGCAGCUGUUGGUGGCUGUGUGGGGACUGCAGUGAGCAACAGACUCAGCAUUUUCCACUCUUUUGGUGGAAACAUCGGCUUUGGUUAUUUACAGCAGAAGCUCUUUGGGGCUGAUCUUCUACAGUAACAACCAUGGAUCAGUUCAUCUCAGCCUUCCUGAAGGAUCCGUCAGUAAAGAAUUGCCAACAACUGGCUGUGGAAUUCUUGCCUCACUACUCUACAUUAAUCAGUAAGGCAGGAGGCAUGCUCUCUCCAGAAACUCUCAGCUAUCUUCAAAAAGCCCUCCAGGAGGGAAAGCUGACGGAUAUGGUGAGCCAGAUUCAGGAAGCACUAACUGCUGCAGAAAAUGCUUCCCUGGAGAUCGCUGUCAUUGGGGAGUCUGGGGCUGGCAAGUCCAGUUUCAUAAAUGCCCUGCGAGGGCUGAGCCAUGAAGCAGAGGGGUCAGCUGGUGUAGGAAUUGUGGAGACCACUAUGAAUAAAACCCCCUAUCAACACCCAAAAUAUCCCAAAGUGAUGUUCUGGGACCUGCCUGGGACUGGGACUCCCAAUUUCCUCCCAGACACUUAUCUAGAAAAAGUGGGAUUUGCUAACUAUGACUUCUUCAUCAUCAUAUCUUCCUCUCGGUUCAGCCUUAAUGAUGCUAUCCUGGCCCAGAAAAUCAAGGAUGUGGGGAAGAAAUUCUACUUUGUUCGAACCAAGGUGGACAGUGACAUAUAUAACGAAGAGAAAACCAAACCCAAAACCUUCAAAAAGGAAAAGGUCCUUCAGCAGAUCCGAGACUACUGUCUGGCUAACCUUAUCGGCGCUGGAGUGUCUGAACCCCACAUCUUCUUGAUCUCCAACUUUGAUCUGGCUGACUUUGAUUUCCCAAAGCUGGAGGAAACUCUGCUGCAGGAGCUCCCUGGGCACAAGCGCCAUACAUUUGCACUGCUGUUGCCCACUAUCUCUGAUGCUUCCGUCGAGAUGAAGAGACGUUUUCUCAAGGAGAAGAUCUGGCUGGAGGCCUUGAGGUCAGCAGCUGUGUCUUUCAUCCCCUUCGCGACCUUCUUGAGUGGCUUCGAUUUGCCUCAGCAACAACAGUGCUUGAAGGAGUACCGAAACUACUUUGGCUUGGACGACAAAUCGAUUGAAGAGAUUGCUGACAAGCUCAGCAAGUCCGUGGAAGACAUCAGGGGCUGCCUCAAGUGCUUGGAUUUCUGGUCCCUUGUAAAGGAUGACAGCAUGGCAGUGAAAGCCGCAAAGUGUGCUGAAUCUUUUUAUGCCGUGAAAGGAGGUCCUGAGUCUUCUGUCAUCCAGGGUGUGAAAGUCUACUUCCUACGCUUAAAAUUCCUUGACACGGUGGCUGAUGAUGCUAGGCGUCUCUUGAACAAGUUAUAAACAGUAAAUAUUGCCUAACUAAACAGUAAAUGAAUUUAAGGGCUUGUGUGUUUCAAGUUGGGACGGGGGGUUUCCUUCCUCCAGACUCCCAGGCCAGCUCUUCCCUAAGGUGCACAGAUGUCUGUCCCGUGGAGGAAGUCCAUUGCUUGCCUUUAGAGGUCACUCCCAUGUUGGAAUUCUUGUUUGACCCUAGCUUGUUUUCUGCGUUUAUUGAUUUAUCAUGCUUGAUCUCCAGCAGUAACACACCCCCUGCUUUCAACUAUUCUGUGCUAAGAGAGAACCUGUUGCUGAUCCACUUAUACUGGAAAACACACACACACAC